This is a messenger RNA of Linum trigynum, 1333 nucleotides long. NCBI's taxonomy places the organism in Eukaryota, Viridiplantae, Streptophyta, Magnoliopsida, Malpighiales, Linaceae. The record is from the annotation of a GenBank genome assembly.
CCAACAUUUAUUAGUAAGGUUUUAACAAGUGUGGGCUAUAAAUGUGCUAGGCUUGGUUUAGGUCUUCCUUCAAAUAAGGCCCAACCCAAUUCCCAGUAAAGUAGUGAAAAAAUUAAUUAUAUGAGUUCGUUUGACAAAUGGAUAUGGUAUAAUAAUUAAAUUCUCUUCGGAUUUCGGAAACCUGCGUGAGCGUGAAUGACUUUUUAAAAAAUGAUAAACAUAAUCCACCCUCGUGCCUUAUAACACGUGUGAGAAAACCGAGAAAGGGUCGAAAGAAAAAUCCCCAAUUACGAACACAAAUCGAAAUCCCCAAUUUCCGUUCGUGUUCCUCCCUCUCUAGGGUUUCCUCCAGCUACUCUCUCCCAGUCCUUUCCCAGCCAUGGAUCCCAAUCUCACGAUCUCGAGCUUCGACUCCGAUCCUGAAGCGGAUGCGAGUCUCAUACUCGCGGGCGAUGAAUCUUCUCCCGGAUCUGCCUCCUCCUCGAGCGAAGCCGAACUUGGAUCGGAGCCGAAGAGGCAGAAGGUCGAGGAAGCCGCCUUCGCCGCAGCCGACAAAAGCAGCGACGAGGUCCCCGGUGAUGAUGCUGGUGACAGCGACGAGGAUGAAGAGGAAGAAGAAGCCUCCGAUAGCAUGGUCUGGACUCAGACGCCGUCGACGCCCGUAAUCUGGUAUCCUGAAGAUGAGAUAGGGCGAAAGAAGUUUGACCUCUUCUAUGAGCAGAUUGCGGCAAGCGAGGGAUUUGAUUUUGACGAAGUUCCUCCGGUAGACAUCCUUGAGUACGGGGUUCUUCCCGUCGAUAUGGAUGAUGACGAUGACGGCCCGAAGGUCAGGGAAUGCGUGCGUUUCGUGAUUGAGCAACACAAUGCAAAUAACAUAGGGGUGUCGGAACUGGUUGAGGAUGAGAUUGUGAAGGCCAACUACGCACUUGUCAAUGGCAUAAACUAUUACAUCACGUUCAAGGCCACUGACAAUCUAGCUUCUGAUUCUGAAGAUGCCACCAAAGUCUACCAAGCCGAGGUUUAUCGGAGGCGGAAUGGUGUUAAACAGACUACACUUUUUCGCGUGAAGGGUCAAAGAGAACCCAUUCGAGAAGUGGAGGACCGCCCACGAACUUGUAUGUGAUGAUCAAUGGAGAGUUCAAGAGUUGAAGGCGGAACUGUUACGUUGGUGGUAAUAUUCUGUUCUUCCUCACCUGCAGUUGUCUUGAGUUAUGUUGAAUGGUUAUAGAGCAUGGCUUGACUGUUCCCUAUAAAUAGGAAGUGUGGAGUAGUCAAGAGGGAAUAUCAAAUAUCAAUUAUGGUAGUUGAGGCCUAAUACAUAUCUUCCUUAGCU